This is a messenger RNA of Chara braunii, 1271 nucleotides long. NCBI's taxonomy places the organism in Eukaryota, Viridiplantae, Streptophyta, Charophyceae, Charales, Characeae. The record is from the annotation of a GenBank genome assembly.
CAAUGAAAGCAAUCAGACAACUUGACUACCAGCGAGUGAUGAUGUCAACACCAAUGCCGACCUCCACCUCCACCAGGGCCCACGGACAUAUUUGGUUCGAGGCAUGGCCUUUUCUCCAGACUCUGCAAAGUUGGCCGUUGCUCAGAGUGACAACAUUGUUUUCAUCUACAAAUUGGGGUAUGACUGGGGGGACAAGAAGUCUAUUUGCAACAAGUUCCAUCAAUCGACAGCAAUUACUUGUGUGACGUGGCCCAGCCAGCAUCAUCAUGAAGUGGUAUUUGGCCUUCUGGAGGGAAAAGUUAAGGUUGGACAGUUGCGGAACAACAAAGCCGGAACGCUCUACACUCAUCCUGAGGGGAGUGCUGUUGUUGCUUUGACUUCAUCACCAGAGGGCAAUGCCAUCCUUUCUUGUCACAUGGAUCGUUCGAUAUACAGAUUUGUGUUCGAUGAUGGCGCAGUUGGAUCUGUAGCGAUAAAGCUAGCACAACAUGACCAUGGCGGAAGGGAUGCAAAGGCGGUGAGUUCCUUUGGUAUCGAUGUAGAGGAGAUGGUCGAUGAGGGAGUAGUCAGGGACAAUGUCAAGGUCGCGGAGUUUGGUGUAGGUAGGGGCGAAGUCGGGGCAGGAGGUGUAGCCAUGGAUCAAGCAAUGCUGGAGAGAUUGGGGGAGGUUGACAUGGGUCAUGGCAGUGAAGACUUUCUCGGGGGGCUUGCGAUCAGGUCGGUGAGAGAGGGCAUCGGCAACACGAUUGGUUUAAUUGGGAGUAUGGCAGAUGGUGAAGGUAAACUGGCCGAGAAAGUCCAGCCAGCGGGCCUGGCGAGGGGUGAUAUCCUUUUUGGUGAGGAUACUAGAGACGACAGUCUUGUCGGUGUGAAUGGUGAAGUAUUGGCCAUCGAGGAAGUCCGUGGGAACACGAGGGUGAUAGUCGAGGUCGCAAUAGUAAGGCGGCAUCCUCGUGGCUGGCGAGACGACGUGGUUGUAGGCUAUCUCCGCGUGGGCAAGAUGGAGAUACCGCUUCUGGUCAUCACAAACAAUCUGUCGGAGAAUAUCUCGAAGAGUCAUAUUGGUGACCUUGGUCUGACCAUCAGUCUGGGGAUGGUAGGACGAGGAGAAGCGGAGCAGGGUGCCGUACACCUCGUGGAGUCGUCGCCAGAAUCGGCUGGUAAAGCACGGGUCACGGUGUAGGCCCAAACCCUAGUAUACUUUCGAGCCUUGGUCGACCCCACUGCGGGUCCCAGUUGGCUCGGCCGGCCCACGCUCAUGCUCAGGGCGC